Ictalurus punctatus (channel catfish) is the source of this 3509-nucleotide messenger RNA. It is a transcript of the gene flot2b, whose product is annotated as flotillin 2b. Bases 563 to 1702 code for a protein of 379 amino acids. Gene Ontology annotation, cellular component: plasma membrane. NCBI's taxonomy places the organism in Eukaryota, Metazoa, Chordata, Actinopteri, Siluriformes, Ictaluridae. The transcript has 12 exons. The record is from RefSeq and is a predicted model, not a curated record. Gene Ontology annotation, biological process: protein localization to plasma membrane; regulation of myoblast differentiation.
GUGGCUGUUGUGGGUCGGACCAGAAGACCUAUGUCGUGGGUGGAUGGGCUUGGGCAUGGUGGUUCCUUUCAGACGCACAAACGGGAUUCAUGCAGAACAUGGGUGUGCGAUCAAAUAAAAAUACAUCUAUACUCCAUAUCUCAUCUACACUGAUAUGCGUUUAUUGGAAACCGUCAUCUGGAAUGUUGUGCCACUAUGUCUGAGUGUUAUGAGAUGAGUGGUCUGAGAGCUUGAGCAUCACAGAGGGGUGGACCAGAUUAAAAACUCCUAGACACGUCGGCCACCACCCGUAAAAUUUUGUAGUAAUAAGAAAAUCAGAGAAACCGCAAAACACCGCAUCCUCCCUCCUUAAGACUCUCUCGUAAUGGAAACAGUAAACGGAGCAGCUUUACCUCUGACUGUUACAAAGCGCUGACACUGGAGACUCCUUCCAAAAAUGCUAAAUAAACCUCUCCUUACAGAAAGCCUCACCAUCUUUGUUAAAUAAAAUCUGUUUUCUGUUAGACUUGGAUUACAGUACGUAGAGAGUCUGCCAUACAAAUCCAUACUUACACUUGAGAUUAUGACUUUACAACCCAAGUGUGAAAGUGUGGAGACGGCAGAAGGCGUGGCCAUUACAGUCACCGGAGUGGCUCAGGUGAAGGUUAUGAUUGACCGCGACUUGCUGGCUAUUGCUUGUGAGCAGUUUUUGGGGAAGUCCGUUAUGGAAAUCAAGGCUGUGGUCUUGCAAACACUGGAAGGGCAUUUACGCUCAAUAUUAGGCACUUUAACAGUUGAACAAAUCUACCAGGACAGGGACAAAUUUGCCCAGCUGGUGCGUGAGGUUGCAGCACCUGAUGUGGGCCGAAUGGGCAUCGAGAUCCUGAGCUUUACCAUCAAAGACGUUUACGAUAAGCUGGACUACCUGAGCUCGCUGGGGAAGACGCAGACGGCUGCCGUGCAGAGGGACGCCCGCAUCGGUGUAGCUGAAGCAGAAAGAGACGCCGGAAUUAGAGAAGCCGAGUGCAAGAGAGAAAUGAUGGACGUGAAGUUCUUAGCCGACACCAAAAUGGCCGACUCCAAGAGGGAGCUGGAGCUGCAAAAAGCGGCAUUUAACCAGGAAGUGAACACCAAGAAAGCAGAGUCUCAGCUGGCGUACGAGCUCCAGGCAGCCAAGGAGGAGCAGAAGAUCCGUCUGGAGGAGAUCGAGAUUGAGGUGGUGCAGCGGAAGAAGCAGAUUACCAUCGAGGAGAAAGAGAUCGACAGGACAGAGAAGGAGCUGAUCGCUACAGUCAAACGUCCAGCCGAGGCUGAGGCCUUCAAGAUGCAGCAGCUGGCUGAGGGCCAGAAGAUUAAGAAGGUGUUGCUCGCAAGUGCAGAGGCGGAGAAGAUCCGGAAGAUCGGCGAGGCGGAGGCCAAAUCUAUCGAGGCGGUUGGCAAAGCCGAGGCAGAGAAAAUGAGACUGAAGGCAGAAGCCUACCAGCAGUAUGGAGACGCAGCCCAGACCGCCCUGGUCUUAGAGGCACUGCCGAAGAUUGCUGGCAAAGUGGCUGCACCUCUGGCCAAAACCAGUGAGAUCGUGAUUCUAAGCGGAGAAGGCAACAAAGUGACGGGGGAAGUGAGUCGGCUAUUGGCUGAGCUGCCUGUGACCGUGAAUGCUCUUACAGGAGUGGAUCUGUCCAAGAUCCCUCUGCUGCAGAAGAUGACCAGCGCUCAAGCCUGAGAUGUGAUCGAGUUCUAUCCCUCUUCCUCCCAAUAUGAUUUAUGCACUCACUAUGAAUGCCUUCGGAACACUCAAAAGUCAAAACCGCGAAGUCCAGAAAUGUUUUUCGAUACCUCUGGUGCCUUAAUGUUUUAUAGGACCAGAAUAUUUGCAUGUACUGCUGCUCCUCAUUUCCUGUUCAUGUUUAUAUGUUGUUAUUUAUUCGUGACUGAUCGGGGUACAUAUUGAAAGAUCCUGACAUGCAGAAUUUUUCAUCGUAGCGUUGUAUUUUACACGCAUGUGAACCUGUUUCAUCGGUUAUUUAUUUUUGUUGUAUUUUUAUGAUGCUUUUAGCUGCCUGCGAUGCAGCUGCUCAUGUUACCGAGCUUGCAGUUAUUCAGGAAAUGCUGAAAUUGCCACUUGCAUUCAAGUCUACACAGUACUAUUUUAAGGCAGCGAAUUCUCUGGUCUUGUACUCUUAAAUGCAAUCAACCAAGUGCUACUUCUUUAUACUUCUCGUUCAGCCUAUAUCGUUAGCUGGAUGAUUUAUCUAGAUACGAACUCACGAGUCUAGUCUCUUUCGCUAACGUUUAAAGCGGUUUCGACCGACUCUGCGUUUUUAUUAGCGAGCGAGUGAAUGACAUUGUAGGGAUUAAUGUAUUCUCAUAAUGCAUUUUGGAAAACACCGCCACUGUUAUGAGGUUAUUUUUCCGCUUUAGAAGGCGAAUGGCCAGGGGGUACGAUGUGUUACAGAUUGGGAGGUUUUCUCUAUUGUGAGAUGCAAUUAUGGGAUGUCAAAGGAUCGCAGAGUCUAAUGUCGGUGAUCUGAUUCUAGUUACAGGAAGUCCCAGGAUGACCAUCUGUCAAUCUGCUGAAUAAGUGAGCAAUCAGAAGUUGCCAGUAUGACACUAUUUACAUUACACAUAGCAAAUUGUUUUAAUCCAAAAUACAUUCCAAAUACACCGCUUGAGCAGUGGAGGGUUAAGGACCUUGCUGCUAUUUGAACUGACAACCUUCCCUGUUACAACUGCAGAACCUUACAUGCAGAACUGCCGCUAUAGAUAUAUUUUUAUUUAUUCAUUUUUGUUAUACACUAACACCAUGUGUCACAUCAUACUGUGUGUGUCUUCAUAAAAGUUUCUACACGAUAUAUGUGGUCUGUCACUGUGAAAUGUAUGUCUUUUCUUCUUCUUUCUGAGUUUGUCGAUGGAUAUUAUGCUACACUCAGUUGUGCUGUGAAAGGAAGUAACGGUUAUAUCCUUGUUGUUUUAUUUUUCUUAUAAACUAAUGUUGAUUACAGACAAUGAAGCCAAGACAUCAGUUAUUUGUUCUUAGAGGAGUCAUUUUGGUGAGACCGAAAACCAAUCACACACACACACAUAGUGAACAAUAGUGGCAAACAUUCACUUUGCUUUUUUGACAGAACAUUUGCUUAAAAAAAAAGUCAGCAUUUAAGCCUGCUCUUCAAUUAAAGUGGAGAUUUUCUACAACCAGGCUCCAUCCAUUUUCACGACUGAUUUGAGUUAAUACUGCGUUUAUAUCGAGCUUUGGUCUCCACACAGUCAGGACUGUUAAAGCCAUAGCAUGAUGGAUCCAUACGUCAUUUGUAUGGCGUUUUCCUCUGAAACGUAUUGUUAUGCUUUUGAAAUUAUGAAGUUUCUUCAAAGCUAAAACUCCACUGUCAAAAUGUGUUUUUUUUAUUUAUUUAUUUAUUUUUUUUUGUGUCGUAUAUCAGACCUUAUCCUAAAAUGUACCAACAUUUUUACUGACGUUUAACUGUUGCAUGGUUCUUUUGCAUGUGUGUUCAAAUAAAAAUAAGUGUUAAGUG